Molecule: messenger RNA, 1674 nt
Organism: Anneissia japonica
Lineage: Eukaryota; Metazoa; Echinodermata; Crinoidea; Comatulida; Comatulidae
Exons: 6
Coding region: 27-1580 (517 amino acids)
Cellular component (GO): membrane
Molecular function (GO): transmembrane transporter activity
Source: RefSeq, a predicted model, not a curated record
CAUAUCAGGCUUAACUCAACACAAACAUGGCAACAUCACCAUCUUUUUUCGAAGUUCUUAAAUCCGAGCUUUCCAUUGAUAUUGAUACGGUGCCUUUUAAGAUCUUUUUCACGUUGGUAUACGGAGGACUCGCAGGCCUCACUAAUUUCUCUUCUCUUUAUUACACACAGUUAGGGCUUUCUCCGCAGGAAAUUGGAUUAGUAUCCGCAGUUCGUCACACCUUCAGUAUUGUGGUGCUGCCUUUAAUCGGUCCGGUUGUAGAUUUUAAAGAGUACAGGAGAAGCCUUCUUGUAAUUUUCAUCGUUAUAUUUACUUGCUGUAUUACACCGAUUGGAUUCAUACAGAAACCAAGAUGGUGCUGCAGCCAAAAUGAAACGUCAAAUAUGUCUUUUGCUCGGAGAUAUUCCUUUCCCCCGGGAUGCUGCUCUGAGACUGACGACAAUUACUGCUACCAGUCUGUGACGUCUUUUGGACAACCCCAAAUUGGAUAUAUUGUGUCGGAUGUCUUCAAAGCAUUUAUCAUAAUAUGUGCUCUGAAUGGAUUAGGAGAUAUGUGUUGGAUGACUAUUCGUGUAACUUCUGAUGUGUCAUUAGCACAAGCUCUAGGGGGAAAUAGCGAUCGUUAUGGAACAUCGAAAGUGUUUGGCGCAAUCGGAGGGGCCUUAUUUGCACUGAUGGCGGGAUAUCUCAUUGAUCGAUCAACUGCUGAGGUCAAACGAUGUGGAACUGAAUUUCAACAAUAUAACUAUUCAUACAUUUUCGUAGCAAACGCUGUCCUCAUGGCACUGUCAGCAAUUAUCGUACUUUUCUUUCCCAAGUACAAUGGCAAUAGUCAAAAUACAAACAGAUGCCCUACCUUUGACUGGAAAGAGUGUAUAUCGUCGUUACUAAAGUUCAGUUACAUCAAACUGUACGUCAUCUCGUUUCUCUUUGGAACUCUCAAGGCGUCAUCUCUAACUGCAUUCGCAUAUAUCUACCUCAGGGAAGUUGGAGGCAGUAAUAUUCUUGUUGGUGCAGCGGCAACUCUAGGUAUUGUAUCCGGGAUCGUCGCUGGGUUCUGUAGCUCUUAUUUGAUUCGUCGUUUUGAACACAAAUUACUGUACGCAUCGUUCCUCAUAACAGUAUUAGUGAUGAUGAUAUACAGUUUACUGGAAACUAAUUGGUUGAUUAUUAUAGCCAGUCUAUUGAUGGGCGGUACACCAAUUAUCGAAUGGAACGUCUGUGUGUUCAUCAUGCGGAAAAUAGUAGACGACAAACAGACAGGAACUGCCUACAGUUUAAUGACACUCACUACAAAGAUUGGCAAACUGAUUUCUUCAGUUCUGGCUGGUUAUUUGUAUAGCAUAUAUGGACCUACUUGGCUGUUUCGUAUCUUUGCUGCAUUUUCCUUUGUAGCUGUUGGCAUAACCUAUAUAAGCUUCCGAUCAAUUUCCCAUGAAAAAAAUGAGGGUGACAACGACACAGAUUCGAAGACUGACGCAGAGACAGAGGAAACCAGUCUACUUACAGCCACCAGGCCAGUCGCGGUUUUACCAGAUGUCAGUGUAGAUUGUGAUAUUCAGAGGGUCCAGCCAAAAUAAAGAGACUAUAAAAUACGCCAGACUGAAUCAUUUAAAAGCAUCACUUUUUAACAAAAAAAAUCAUCAAUAUGCUGAAAAUCAUCGUCUUUAAAUU